ACACGCGGCGAUGUAAAAAAUUUGUCAAAUUAUGGGUGUAAAAGUGUCAUUAUCCUUGAACAAAUAAGGGUGCAGCAGGAAGUAAAAUAGUAGAGUUAAUAAAACCCAGUGGGUGCAGGGGAUGAAAGGAGGGGUGUGUACGAAGCAAGGGUCAGCCCAACCAUUUCUUCAAAACCCCGAGGGUUUCUUCUUCUUCCUUCACGAGGAGAAAAAAUUGCCUCCUGAACCUGCAGCCGCUGCACCUCCGGCGACCGGCCAACGUCGCUGCUAUCACCUCCGGUUCAUACUGGAUCCGUCGCCGGCGCGAACUAGGGGGUUGCGACUUCUCCUCUCAUUCUUCUUCCCGCACGCGAGCUCCUCCGCACUCCCAAGACCAGAGCUCGUCUCCACCACAUCUCCGAUGGUCAGACACACUGCGCCAUUCGGAGUUGACGCCACGACCACGUCGAGGUCGUCACUCGCCACCGCCGUAGCUUCACCGCGACGUUGUUCUUGUUCAAGCCUUGCUCUAUUUUCAGUUACUCUUUGAUUCCUCUUUGUGAUUCUCUGCUUGUUGAUAAAACGAGUUGUGUUUAGGAGAGUGAAACGAGAUGUUCAAUGGAGAAGAGUGGGUCUUUGGAGUGUAGGUCUUUAAUAGAUCGGUGUCCUGUUUACUUUUUUUUUAAUCCUUUUAAUCUCGUAAACGGAUAACAAAUAAUGUCUUAUCAUAGCAUUGUUUAAUUGGGAAAUGAUGUUAAAUAAUCUUUGGUUUGUAGGUUUGAGUGAUUAGUUCUUAUGUUCUUCCGUGAUCAAUCCAAUUUAGCCAUAUUUAUAUUAAUCAAUCCAAGACCAGUCCACAUAUAGCAAGAACAGAAAUGAUUUCACCAAUCCUUCGUCGUGUUGUCCCUCUGAAACCCACCUUGCUCAGGUUGUUAUCCCCAUUUUCCACAACCCCUCAUAGUGACACCGCCAUCCUGGCGCGUCUGAAACACAAAGACUGGCUCACUCCGAAAGAAGCCACCACUCUCUUAACCUCCCUUACAGACCCUUCCUCCACCCUCUCCUUCUUUAACCUCUACAACUCCCGCAAGGACUUUGACCCCACCGAACCCUUUUGCACCACCCUUGUUGCCAAGCUUGCCCAGGCCCAACACCUCAACCCUCUCCUCACCCUCCACCAUGCCCUCACCCUCCCUCGCCCCCAAAGACGUCAUUUUUCUGAUAACUUCUUUUUCACCCUUAUCAAAGCCUAUGCACACUCCUUUCAGCGUGUGGACCACGCACUUCGCACCCUCCACGAAAUGCCCUGCCCCCCCUCCACACGCACAUUCAACUUUGUCCUCAACCUUCUGGUUAACACUCGUCUCUACUGUGAGGCACACAACCUCUUCCUCCAUGCACCACAGCUCGGCGUGACACUUGAUGCUUGCUCGUUGAACAUCCUCAUCAAGGGGCUUUGUGCCCAGGGGGAGUUAAAUGCAGCGUAUCAGUUGCUGGAGGAGUUUCCUGGGCUGGGAUGUGAGGCGAACGCACGGACCUAUGCGACACUGAUGAAGGGGUUGUCUGAAAGAGGGAGGAUGGAGGAGGCUUUUGGGUUGUUGGAGAGGAUGGAAGGUGGAAGUGUAGAUGCUGAUGUGGCGGUUUUCAAUAUUUUGAUUGGGGGGUUGAGGAAGGGAGGGAGGGUGGAUGAGGGGUGGAGGGUGUUGGAGGGGAUGAUGGGGAAGGGUGUGUCCCCUAAUGGCGGAUCUUAUAAUGAGGUUUUGUGUGGGUUGGUUGAGGGUGGCAGGUUUGACGAGGCUAAGAAGGUUGUGGAGAGGAUGGGGGUAGAGGGUUUUGUGCCUAGUUUUGAGUCUUAUAAGGGUUUGGUUAAGGGGUUUUGUGAGAGUGGGGUGGUUGGGGAGGUUGAGUGGGUUGUUAGGGAUAUGGUGGGGAAGGGGUUUGUGCCAAAGAUGGGGAUGUGGGAUAAGAUUGUGCGGUGUGUUGUUGAAAGGGAAGGGAGUUCUGGGUGUCUGUCUGUUGCUAUCGAUAGUGUUUUGGAGGAUGAAAAAUGACAACCACCCCCAUGAGGCCAUGACGUGAUGUGAUACAAUUAGUCCUAAGACGUGUUUGUUUUCAGUCAGCUCACAUGUUGAGGUCACAUUUGUGUAUCGUUCAGCCUAGAAUCUAUAUAGUCCGGUGAUUACCAGAAAUCCAGGUUUCAGUUCUAAUGCACACAUUAUUUUGGAAUCUGUGUACCAUGUGAAUCUGCUUAGCUAUAGUUGAGCUCUUACCCGACAGAUUUUGAAACUUGGUGAGGAGAAGCAUGAAUGAAAUGACCUUUUCCAAAAGGAUUUGGAAUUAUUGGAGGGCUUAUGAAGUGGAGUUAUAUAGUGAUAGCUACAACAAUUGAAAGGAUGAUGAUAUACAAAUCAGAGGAUUUGCUACUGAGUAUGCAUUUCGGCAGCUUGUGUUUUUGUUAGCUUCAAAGAUGGAGUUUGCUGUUUCAGUCAGCCACUCAAAUGUCAUAAACUUAUUAUUUUAUGAAAUUGGGUGACAAGUUGACGAUGAAUGAUGUCACCUGGCUCAGUCAGCAGCAGCGGAGAGGCAGUGCAGGCUACGGUUGCUGACAGAUCUAGCAGUUGGUGCAGUCCACCUCCGAACCUCCACCUUAUGAAGCACUCCUGUCAUGCUCAGAUUUUCAGAAUAAAUGAUGGUGGCGACUCCAAAUCUUUUUUCCAAAAUGGUUUCUUUUUGGAUCGUCAUCCCGUCACGACACUGGUUGCGACAAUGUCCAAAAUCCAAAUUAACUUGUUACAUAGUUUUUCAGAGACAUGACAAGACUUUUAUAGUCAUGAAAGGACAACAUUGAAGGAACUCCAAAUAUUUGCUACGUGUAUAAAUUAAUUUCUCUUAACUCACCAAUUCUCUGCUCCCUGUUGGACAUGGAACUACUUAUUACAAAAGUGUAUAAGAUGAAUAAGUAGGUGCAUAGUUUGAUUAAGCACUGAAAUAUUAGUAUAAAAAUGUUUAUUCUAAUGUUGUUAUUAUAACAUAUAGUCACCUACUAUGAUUUGUGCUAG
Molecule: messenger RNA, 3038 nt
Organism: Vigna radiata var. radiata (mung bean)
Lineage: Eukaryota; Viridiplantae; Streptophyta; Magnoliopsida; Fabales; Fabaceae
Product: pentatricopeptide repeat-containing protein At3g14580, mitochondrial
Exons: 5
Coding region: 855-2030 (391 amino acids)
Molecular function (GO): protein binding
Source: RefSeq, a predicted model, not a curated record